This is a messenger RNA of Daphnia magna, 496 nucleotides long. RefSeq names its product aquaporin-like. Lineage: Eukaryota; Metazoa; Arthropoda; Branchiopoda; Diplostraca; Daphniidae. Gene Ontology annotation, cellular component: plasma membrane. The record is from RefSeq and is a predicted model, not a curated record. Gene Ontology annotation, molecular function: water channel activity. Gene Ontology annotation, biological process: transmembrane transport. The transcript has 4 exons. Bases 209 to 490 code for a protein of 93 amino acids.
CGACGUGACGGAAACCAGUUAUAUUUGCGAGAAGAAAUACCAGGAAAUCUGUGGUUUUUAAACUGUCAAACACUUGCAACAAAUCACAGCGUUUUUUUUUCUACAAUUUACUUCACUUCUACAUAAACGACGUUGUUGAAAAAUUUUAUUCAUUCGUUGGUCAGAGUUUGAACGGGUUUGACUUAUCCAUCGGAACCGCAACCAAACCAUGAAAUACGUUAGUUUUUCGGCUGUGUUAUUGGGAAACUACACGGGUGGUAGUUUGAAUCCGGCUCGAUCCCUCGGUCCGGCAGUCAUCAGCAACAAGUGGAGUUAUCACUGGGUUUACUGGGCAGGACCAAUCAUCGGUGGUGUGGUGGCCGCCCUUCUCUACCAGAAGGUUUUUAAAGCCCGUUCGGUCGAAGAAGAAAUCGAAUUGGAAUCUUACCAGUACCAUGUGGCCAAUUCAAAGGAGAGCGAAAUUCUUGCUGAUCGAACCACGACCAUCUAAACAUUU